UAGCUGACGGUUACUAGAGAUUGGGCCGGUGUGCCGGCAACAACAUCAGGAAUGCCACGUCAGUGGUUCAAGUUUCAAUUAACAUCGGGAAUCCUGAGGGCUAGUAGCCACAAGUUGGUAUCUGAAGACAGAAAAGAUUAGCAGAAACUUGAGUCCACUGUUGGAAAUUUUUUCGUUUCUUUCAGUAGUUAGAGUAGCGAUCCCAACAAUAAAAGUAGAAUGAUGGCCGAGGGAACAUGGAGCAACUGGCUUCAACGUUGCCGAGAAUCUCGGAAGCUCGUUUUAGUGAUAGUAGCAAUUGCACUCCUUCUAGACAAUAUGUUACUCACUACUGUUGUUCCGAUAAUUCCGGAAUUUCUCUACGACAUCAAACAUCCAAAUGCAACGUUAAGUGAACAUCUUGAAGGAGGACAUCAUGUAACUAAUCCAACAACGAUGAUUCCUAUUAUUAAAACGACUCCAUUUACUCCAGCUAAAUGCACAUGUCCUUCAUCUAAUGUUUCUGAUAACAGUCCACUAGAAUUUCUUCAAGCGACAAAAAAUCCUACAUCUGUCAGUGCACUUGGUCUAACGGUGAAUACAUCAAGUGUUAAUAUUACAACCAAAGAAGAGCUUGAAAGACUCCAGAGACAUCAUGAACUAUUGGAAGAGACUACAGCAGUAGGCAUCAUGUUUGCUUCGAAAGCAUUUGUUCAAUUACUGGCAAAUCCUAUUGUAGGACCUCUGACACAUAAAAUUGGUUAUAGUGUUCCUAUGUUUGCUGGUUUCAUUAUUAUGUUUAUAUCAACUCUCAUCUUCGCAUUUGGUCGAAGCUAUAGUAUUUUAUUUUUGGCCCGGGCUCUACAAGGUGUUGGUUCAUCGUGUUCUACAGUUUCUGGCAUGGGAAUGUUAGCUGAUCGAUAUCAAGAUGAUAAAGAACGUGGUAAUGCAAUGGGUAUUGCAUUGGGAGGACUGGCUUUAGGGGUUUUAAUAGGGCCACCUUUUGGAGGGUUGAUGUAUGAAUUUGUUGGCAAAUCAGCUCCAUUCCUGGUUUUAUCAGUAUUAGCUCUUGGCGAUGGAUUAUUACAAUUGUUAAUGUUACAACCAUCCGUUGUUUACACUGAAACAACAUCACCAUCGCUAAAAGCUUUGAUUUCGGAUCCUUACAUCAUUAUAGCUGCAGGUGCUAUCACAUUUGCUAAUAUGGGGAUCGCUAUGUUGGAACCAAGUCUACCCAUUUGGAUGAUGGAUACUAUGGGAGCUAGUCGAUGGAAACAAGGUGCUACUUUUUUGCCUGCCAGUAUUAGUUAUCUGAUCGGAACAAAUCUCUUCGGUCCACUUGGACAUCGAAUGGGAAGAUGGUUAGCAUCAUUAAUUGGGUUACUCGUGAUUGGAGUAUGUUUAAUGAGUAUACCGUUAGCCACAAGUAUUAAUCAUCUUAUCAUUCCAAACGCCGGAUUAGGUUUUGCGAUUGGUAUGGUUGACAGUUCAAUGAUGCCCGAGUUAGGCUAUUUAGUUGAUAUAAGGCAUACAGCGGUUUAUGGAAGUGUAUAUGCCAUUGGAGAUGUUGCGUUUUGUUUGGGUUUUGUUAUUGGUCCUGCAUUAAGCGGAACGUUAGUCAACAGUAUUGGAUUUGCAUGGAUGUUAUUUGGAACUGCAAUUUUGUGCUUCAUUUACGCUCCUCUCAUGUAUCUACUCAAAUCACCUCCUACAAAAGAAGAAAAAAAGUCCCUUAUUAUUGGGGAGAAGUCAUCAGUUCGGUACGUUACUUAUGAAAAUGAGGAAGAUGAACCGUAGGAAUCAUUUUUUGUUUCCAAUAUAUUCGAUCACCACUAGAUGAAAAAUUAAGUAGAUGUAUUUAGAACCUUUAGUAUAUAUAUUCAAAAUUCUUUAAAUUCAAAGAAACUUUUAAUAAGUUUCUAUGUUGAAUAAUGUUUAUUCAUUUAUAUAAAUGAAUGGAUAUUUGAGAUUAAUCAUCAAAAAUAUUAGAUAUAUUGUUUAAUAAAUUAAUGUCCGGAAUUCCAUCUCUUGAGGCUUAAAAAAAAUUACCAAUGACAAUUGUUCUGUUUUGUAGAUAGAAAUAUUGUAUGGUCAUAUUAAUUAAUUUUAUUCAUAGGAAUAUUCUGAAAGUAUUUUUGUUGAAAAAUAUGCAUGAUGCAUGUUACAAGCUACGUGUACCACUUGUAAUAUAAUUGAUUGAAAGAAAAUGAACUUAAUAGUUACAUUAAAAUAUCUAUACUAGAUCGACAACAACGACCAAAGUGGAGAUAGACGUGAGGAUAACUUUUGUUACUCAACAAGUGAAUUAUUUAUCAUUGGAAAUAUUUAAACUAUUUCUGUUAUGCUUUAUUAAAAAAAAAAUAAUGUUGUACAUUAAAACUAUGGAUUUAAUAUUGAAACUACUUAUGUUUUUUAGACAUCAUUUUACUAAAAUUAAUUUACUUCAAUAUUUAUAAUAUUGGAAUAGUAUAAAUAUUUAUUAAAAAUCGAAAGAAGAAAAGAUAAUGGACAAUAGCGUUAUUUAAAUGAUUAUAUAAAGUUACAAAAAGUGUACAAUUAAAUAAUGAUGAAUUUCGGAUGCAGAAAAGUAUUUAAAUUGUUUGAUAUUAGGUAUAAUAGUCAUGAUGAUGUGUGGACAUAAUUAAUAGUGAAUGUUAAUUUUAUUGAAAGUAGUAGAAUUUUUUCCUCAAAAUUUUAUGAACAAAAUUUUCAAUUCGGAGAGCCCCCUAGAAAGAAUUUUCUGAAUGGCUGCAGAGAAUUCGUAAUGUAAAGAAAAGCUAGGGAUGAUGAAGAGCUUUCCAAACUUUUGGCAUUUAAAGUCUUAAAAUUUCGAAGAUUCGAAUUAUAUAAUGAAGGAACAGAAUGUUCAUAAAAAUUGUACUACUUUCAAUAAUAUAUUUGAAUGUGAUAAUGGAAUAAUUAUUUUUCCAAGAGAUGGUAAAAAAUGUUGAAAGAAUAUCACACAGUGUAGUCAGAAUGAGAUGUUUAUCAAUGUUUCGCGAUUAAAGUGAAAUAAUAAAACGGUUAAACAUAAUGAAUUCGCGGUUGAAAUCUACUACAUGAGUGUUUAGUAGUUUAUUGUUAAGAAAAAAAAAUGAUCAAAAAUGGAACCGUAAAUAGAAAAUUCGUAGAAGCAAUACAAAGUUCAUUAUUCAUAUAUAAUUGAUCUUCAGAUGCUUCGACCAACUAUAUUAAGAAAAUUUGAAAUUUUGUUCUGGAUGUUUAUGAAUCUUAAAUGUCUAUUUCAAAGAUACUUAUAUCAUAGAAGUAAACGAUUCACAAAUCAACAAAAAAUAUUUAUAAAAUACUGUCGUUGUUACUGUCAUGUAUUUAUUGAAUAGGAAAAAUAUAGUAAAAAUCUCAAGAUAUCGCGUUCAGAUCCUAAAUUAUACGAAUUAAAAACUUUUGAAGAAUGUUGAUGCGCAAAACGAGGUCUGGCUUUUACCCUUUACAUAUUAAAGCGGGUUGAUUAUAGGCAUGAGUAAAAUUUUGAUGGUUAAACUAUUUAUUCGUAGGUUUAAUCUAAGUGUUUGAUGGAAAAAAUCAUAUAUUAAAUAUCGCCGUAUUAGGUGUUAUUUAAAAUAUUAAUAGAAAUUAAUGGUGUUUACUGUUUCAAUGUUUUAGGAAUAGAAUAUAGCAGGUUCCAUUAAAAAUAUUUAGGAAGAAACUAUAUAAUCUUUACAUAGUUUAAUAUCAGAUUUUUAUCGCGAAUUUUAGGCUUCCAGAGGCCUACUCCUUAUGAAUAAGACGAGUCAAUUUGAAAAAAAUUAUCGAAUUACUAAUUAUUCGAUAUUAAUGGAUUUAAUGAGAUUUUGAUAAACAUCUACGGUACAUUGUGUGAUAUAAGUUGAAGGGUUGAAAUGAUUCAUCAGAACAGACUUUGAAAUAGUAUAAGAAAUUUCCUUAAAAGGACUCUUAGAUGAUAGAUUAUACAUAAUUGUCAUAGCAAACCUAUAUUUAUAUCAAUGUUCGCAGUUGUAUUUGAUAAGUACAAGUGUUUGUUUCAAUCAGCAAAUAUUGUAAUCAGUAAUCAGUUUUUAAUUUCUUUAUUUCAUAUUCUAUCAUAUUUUCUAUUCAUGUAUAUGUGAUGAUUUGAAUUUUAUUUACACUUGUAUAUCGAUACAAAGAGCGAGCAAAUACUGGAAAACUGUUGUUUUACCUCAAUCAGCAUCGCCAUAUGCCGAUGUAUGUUUGAAUUGCCAAUGCAAUCACAGAAUGUAAAAACAUAAAGAAGUAUAUUUAUAAAUUAUAUUAUGAAUUAACGUAUUGAUGAUAAAUGCGAAUAACAACGAAAACUAUUAUUAUGUUUACAAUAAUUAUCUUAUGAUAUGAAAAAAACUUCUGAUAAAAAACAAAUAAAAAAUAUUAGGUUUAAUUAAGAACAUCAAAUCAUUGAUGCAAUACAAAGAAAAAUUUGUUUUUUAAACGCAUGUAUUAAUUCUCGAGCUGCUAUUGUGAACAGACAAUAAGCAAUGACAAAGAGCUCAACUCCCGGAAUCUAAUGGAUUGGAGUCUAGAGUUUUAUUUCUUUUUUAAUAUUGAAUAUAUAUUAAUUGAAAAUAUUUCACCUCAUAAGAAUUUUUUCCUCUCGUCAUUCGUCCACAUUGGCGUUAAUAUUUUUAGUGAAAUUAUUCAUAAUUUCAUUAGAUAACAUAAUAUCACAAUAGGUGAUAAUUUUCUUAAAAUAGAUUAUAAAUCUGUCACUUCAAGUACUGUUUUAAAUUUUUAUCAACAGGUUUUUGCUAUACAUUAUUAAGUAUUGAUAACAAAAAAAAUUUAUGUAUUACGUUCUUACAUACAAAAAAGAAUUAAAAAGUUAAGAAUAAGAAUUUCAAAAAUACAUAUGUAUUGUAUUUAAAUCAAUGAGCUGGUGUAUGGGUCCGACAUUUAUCUGUUUUAAAGGAGAACAGCGAGAGAAAGAUGCAAUAAAAAUCUUUCCGCAAAUUUCUAUAUCUCACAAUGAGUAUUAAGUUUCAUUGAACAGUAAAAUAUUAUUUCUAUAAAUAUUAUUGUAUUAAUAAAAUUUUCACGUAUAUCAAGAAAUCGUAUCUGUAUUUACAAUAAGCG
Chelonus insularis is the source of this 5046-nucleotide messenger RNA. Its product is annotated as synaptic vesicular amine transporter-like. Gene Ontology annotation, biological process: transmembrane transport; aminergic neurotransmitter loading into synaptic vesicle. The transcript has 12 exons. The coding region runs from base 220 to 1776 and encodes 518 amino acids. NCBI's taxonomy places the organism in Eukaryota, Metazoa, Arthropoda, Insecta, Hymenoptera, Braconidae. Gene Ontology annotation, cellular component: terminal bouton; synaptic vesicle membrane. The record is from RefSeq and is a predicted model, not a curated record. Gene Ontology annotation, molecular function: serotonin:sodium:chloride symporter activity.